CAAAACAACACGAAGCUGCAAAGCUGACUGAGGCGGCGAGCUUACUCUGUGUUUACAUAUUUACCAACUAUUUAAUUUUCCACCUGUAUUUUCAAGAACGUCACAGCUGCAUGAAAUAUGUCUGCAAGUUCAAGUGACACUGAGUCAUCUUGUGGAUGGACCAUCAUAAGCAAUGAGGGCUCUGAUAUAGAAACACUUGGUCCUGAAAAUGGUGGAGCUGACAGUAUUGCUGAUCCCACAGAGGUGCCCAUGAUUCUAGAAGAUGACCAGCUAAGUCAUGCAUUGGAACAAGGAGCAGAGAGCUUUGAAGAGUCCACUCUUGAAGCCACCCCAACAGAAGAGACUUUAGAACGGCCUGAGGUAGCCGAAGAGAAGGCACUACAUGAGCAGGUUGUGUUCGGGUCUUCAAGUGACCAUUCUGACAUUGUGACACUCGAGCCUCCGCAGGUGGAGGAGCUUGGUGUCUGGGAGGAAAGGGAGAGUGCUGUGCAGGAGCCUGAGAGCAACGAAGACCUUGGCUCCUCCUCCAGCAGUCAGUACACGUUCAGUGCUCCUGAACCUCUCCUUCCUUCCAAGUCCAAGGCAUUUGAUUCUAGCAGUGAUGAGGCAAGUGAACACUCCAGUCCUGCUGUGCGAAAACGGCGCCUGAGAAAAGCAACCGCUUCAACUUCUGAGGCUGAGGAGGUUCCAACUGUGGAGCGGCCGGGAGAGCCGGAGCAGCAGGCACCCCGGAGACGGGGCCAGGUCAGCGGCACCCUCAACAAGUGCGUCUUACUGGCACUGGUUAUUGCCAUCAGCAUGGGAUUGGGACAUUUCUAUGGUACAGUGCAGAUUCAAGAAAGACACAAGAUAGUUGAGAAAAUCCGUGAACACGAAUUGAACGAUGUGAAGGAUGAUCUGUAUCAGUGCCAGAAAGAGCAGGAUGCCAUUGCAGAAAGCAAGGAAAUUGUUAAGCAGCUGUCAGAAGACCUAGAUGAAAAACGAGACAUGGUGCUGUCCCUGACAGGGAUAAUGGAUAAAAUAACGCAAGAGAACCAGAAGCUCAGAAUGAAACAAGCUGAGCUACAGUCCCAAAAUGAAGAUCUUACAGAAGAAUUAAAAAAAAACAUGGAAGAAAGGAGUUCCAUUGAAUCUCAGCAGAAAACCCUUUUCUCGGAGAACCAGAAUUUGAAAAAUUCUCUGCAACGGGAAGAAGAAUCUCUGGCCUCAUUGCAGGAAGAGCUGAGAAACCUCCGGGCGCAGAUGAGGAGUUUAAAGGAGAAGGGAGUCGGCACUGAAUCCAUCAUUACAGAGAAUCAGAAACUCAAGGAUCACCUGGAGGAAGAGACACAGCGGAUCCGCAGCUUCCUGAGCCAGAAGGAAACCCUGAUGGCAGAAGCUCAGAUGCUCAGGAGAGAGCUGGAUAAAGAACGAAGAGUGACCGACAAGCUGAAAGAGCACUUAGACCAACUGAGCCAGACUUCAGAAGAUACAGGGGAAACUGACCCAGAAACAGAGGGGUUGCAGACAAGGCUGGCAGAGCUGGAAAAGAAACUGAAUUUUGAGCAGCAGCGCUCUGAUCUGUGGGAAAGGCUGUAUGUCGAAACCAGGGAAGAAAAAGGUAAAGAGGAAAUGCCUAAAUCGAAGAAAUCCAAGGAUGGUGUGUUUGCUUCGGUUAAGGACAAGUUUGAUGCCGUGAAAAACUCCACAAAGGAGUUUGUGCAUCACCAUAAAGAGCAGAUAAAAAAAGCAAAAGAAGCUGUUAAAGAGAAUUUGAAAAAAUUCUCUGAUUCAGUGAAGUCCACAUUCAAGCACUUCAAGGACUCUGCCACACGCAUGUUUAACAAAAACCGCGACAGGAAGAUGCAUGAAAGGAGAUAUCAGGAAAGAAAAGAUGCAAAGUCUGCCCAGCAGCAGCACAGAGGUGAUCCUAGAGACCAUGAUGCUGACAAAAUCAAAGCAUCCUGGCAGUUCAAACAACAAAGACCAAUUCAUACACAUCCAAGAACAUCCACAACACACAACUAUCAGGAGAAUGAUGAACAACAACAUUCACAAUAUAGGAGUCCAAAGGGAUGCUCCAGUGUAUUUGAUUGUGCAAACCAGGAGUCCAUGAGUUUAUUCAACAAAGCUCUGAAUCCCAUUAAAGCAGAGGAAUUCAAUCAACUAAUGCAGAGGUACUUGAAGCAGGAGGUAGACCAUUUCCACCACUGGAGAGAGUUACAGAAUUUUAUGAAUAGGUUCUUCCACAAUGGUGUCUUUAUACAUGACCAGAUGCUAUUCACUGACUUUGUUAGUGGUGUUGAGGAUUAUCUAGAGGAUAUGGAAGAGUACCAAGAAGGUAAUGAUGAAGUUUUUGAUGAUCUGGAUGAAUAUGUAUACAAACACUUCUUUGGAGAUACCUAUUCAAAGCAGCAUGCCCCAAGUAAACCCUUUGAAGGGCCAUGUUUCAUAAAUGCAGAAUACAAACCUCCCAAACAUGACCAGCGGCCUCCUUCUCACCAGCAGAAAGAAAGGAAAUGGAAAAAGCCGGAGCGUACCACUGGAAGACAUGUAGCUAAUGUCAAAAUAGAGCUGGGUCCACUGCCGUUCGAUCCAAAAUAUUGAAAAGCAAUGGUUUAGUAAAUGGUGUAUAAAUACAUUUUGAGUGAUUUUUAUUUAAGUUGUAAUUCAUGUAAAAGAUGAAAUGGAUGUCAUGCAUUUUGUCACCAAAUAUUAAUUCUUGUGAUUUUUGGAUGACAAUGUUUAAUUCUGAAAGCAGCAAAAAAAUAAAAAUAAAGCGCAGAAAAUGUCAAUUUUAAAACUAUUAGCAUUAUCUGAUUCUUGCUUUCCUGUGUUGUGCAGUAUGCGUUGCUAAAUGUAGUUGGCAAUAGAAUAAAGGCUUUGAAUUAUUGAUUUGUUUCCCCUUGGUGAGCAGGUGUGUGCAUGAUAACAUGCAUUUUCUAAAAUAACUUUCUAUACUGGUGUAAUUGAUCUGUUUGUAUUAAUGUAACUUUUUCAUCUGCUUUGUAUGUGUGGAGGGGAGAUUUAUUUGAUUUGAUCUAGUUUUUUUGGGGAGAAAUUUGUAGUUGGCUUGUUGCUGCUAGGUUUUGUUUAUGGAGUUAAAAAAAAUACAGUGCAAGCCUCUUUUGGAGGUUUACUAUCUGCUGUCAGGUGUUUUGGUUAAUGUGAUCAGAUUAAAAGCCUCCCUUUUACUAUGUAAAAUAAUGUUGGUAGUAGCAUAUUUUCACUUGAAUAGGAACAUAAGAAAAGUUGUUCACCCCGUCAAGUCUCUCUUGCUACCACAGAUGGCUCCCAAGCUUGUAUGGAAUUGUUUCUUUAAUAAUCCCAGUGUUUUAGCUGUUGCAGUUUCUUCUGAAACUAUUCCACUUGUCUGUUUUAUUCUCUGUGUAAAAAGUGCAUUCUACAUGUACAAAGUUCUUUUUACUCAACUUCCAUGAUUGGCAUUGAGUAUCUCUCUUUCUCUCCUAAAUGCAUUUGGUUGAUAUAACCUACUCCAAAACCUACCAAAUUCAAAUAGAAUCUGAAGUGCUAUGUUAAAUGGACUACUCUGCUCAUGUAUGGCUGGUUCCACAGAACUUGGCAGUAACUUUAGACUGUCUCAGGUAACAGUAGGUAGUCCAAGCCUAGUGCAAUUGCUGUCUGUGAAACCAGCCAACAUUGACUUGUCAGAAUCUGUGCAGUUUCCCAUGAGAACACACAGUAAGAAUCAUCAAGUGGCUUGCACUAUAAUUCAUGCUUUGGCACCGAGUGUACUUCGCUGCUGUAUGUUAAAAUGAAUGGUGUUGCAUAUUGAACUGUAAUGAAAGCUAGUUUGUCAAGUGAUUUUCUUCUUAAUUAGCAUUAACACGGAUUUUAUAAAUGUAACAUUCCAACAGUAUCUACACAAUUUACUGAAGCUCAUUUAUGUUCUUUUACCAUGUAUGCUUAUGAAAAUGUGUGCAGAGAUACCUAAUAAAAACUGAGGUGAA
This is a messenger RNA of Polyodon spathula (Mississippi paddlefish), 3950 nucleotides long. RefSeq names its product cell cycle progression protein 1-like. The transcript is spliced from 10 exons. Bases 118 to 2586 code for a protein of 822 amino acids. The record is from RefSeq and is a predicted model, not a curated record. Lineage: Eukaryota; Metazoa; Chordata; Actinopteri; Acipenseriformes; Polyodontidae. Gene Ontology annotation, cellular component: membrane.